CAAAUAACCACACUGUGCUAGAAAACGAGAGAGAGAGAGAGAGAGAGAUUAGAAAUUGGUGUGGGUCGUCGUUCUUCAUUUUCUAGGGUUUCUAGGGUUUUCAGAUUUAAGUGUGAGGAUGAGUGAUAGGUUGACCGGAACGGUGAAGUGGUUCAAUGACCAGAAGGGGUUCGGCUUCAUCACCCCGGCGGACGGCGGCGAGGAUCUCUUCGUCCACCAGUCCUCGAUCCGAACCGAAGGCUUCCGGACUCUCGGCGAUGGCGAGUCCGUCGAGUUCCAGAUCGAGACCGACAACGACGGCCGCACCAAGGCCGUUGAUGUGACCGGCCCGGAGGAGGGUCCCGUUCAGGGGAGAGGAUCCGGAGGCGGCGGCCGUGGCGGUGGAGGCCGUGGUGGCGGGAGAGGUGGCCGUGGAGGCGGGAGCUACGGCGGUGGCGGAGGCUAUGGCGGCGGGGGAGGUUAUGGAGGCGGUGGCGGUGGAUAUGGAGGCGGUGGAGGUGGGAACUGUUUUAAGUGUGGUGAGGCUGGACACAUGGCGAGGGACUGCUCGGAGGGAGGUGGUGGUAGCUAUGGAGGCGGCGGCCGAGGUGGAGGCGGUUACGGCGGCGGAGGCGGUGGGAGGUACUCGGGAGGCGGAGGCGGCGGCGGCGCUGGUGCUUCCAACGGCUGCUAUCAGUGUGGCGAAACUGGUCAUUUCGCAAGGGAGUGCCCUAACAGAGGCUGAUCAUGAUGAAGAAUCUGUCUGUUUGGGUAAUUUGGUCAUUUUCGAUUUUAGUCCUUUUCUCAUCUCUGGUUGUGUCGUUUUAGGGUCCGGGGUUCAUGAAUGUUGACUCCUUUUCAAGUAUGGGUCUGCCCUACACCUAGUGUGGGUUGCUUUUGUGGGUCAGCAUCUUUUGUUGCAAGAAGAAAAAUGGUUAUGAAUUUGAGUCAGGUUGAUGUAUUAUCUUUUCGUGUUUAAGUCGGUGAUAUUUUAGGUCGGUAUUUGGUACUUUCGGGCAGAAUGUGGAUUAUGUUUUGUGGUUUGAUGGAUGAUUUCAUACACAGUAAUAUACUCUGCUCUUGGUUAAA
Molecule: messenger RNA, 1068 nt
Organism: Rosa rugosa (rugosa rose)
Lineage: Eukaryota; Viridiplantae; Streptophyta; Magnoliopsida; Rosales; Rosaceae
Product: glycine-rich protein 2-like
Exons: 1
Coding region: 119-724 (201 amino acids)
Molecular function (GO): zinc ion binding; nucleic acid binding
Source: RefSeq, a predicted model, not a curated record